AUGACGAAGAAAAUCCCGUCGUUCGGCUCUUUCGGCUCGUUCAGCGAACAUCAGUCGCAGUCUCAGUCCAACCUCCAGCAUCGCCCGCUGGCCACACGACCUCAAGAUGACACCAUUCACCGUACUGGCUUCCACCCCGAAGCCUAUACUAAGCCCUUCUGCGAGUUCAUGACUGCGAACCCAACGAUCUUCCACGCCGUUGCUGCGUUCGCCGCUCAGCUGGAAUCCCACGGAUACACCAAGCUCACCGAGCGUGAGACGUGGUCUUCCAAGCUCAAACGCGGAGGUAAAUACUACGUUACCCGCAACGACAGUGCCAUCAUCUCCUUCGCAGUAGGCAAGGAAUACCAGGCGGGCAAUGGUAUGGGAAUAGUCGCUGGCCAUGUUGAUGCGCUGUGCACGAAGCUCAAGCCAAUUCCAAAACUGGACAACAAGGCCGGGUAUGUCCAGCUCGGGGUUGCGCCGUAUGCUGGUGCCAUGAACUCUACCUGGUGGGAUCGUGAUCUCGGUAUCGGUGGUCGGGUUUUGGUCCGUGAUGCCAAAACUGGAAUCGUUGAGAAGAAAUUGGUCAAGUUGGACUGGCCGAUUGCUCGAAUUCCUACCCUCGCUCCUCACUUUGGUGCCGCUGCCGUUGGACCCUUUAACAAGGAGACCCAAAUGACGCCUAUUAUUGGAGUCGAUAACUCGGAUCUUUUCAAGGGCCCGAAACAAUCAACUGUGGGCGGGGAUGAGGAGGCUCUGGAUGCCGGCAACUUUGUGUCCACCCAGCCUGAGGACUUGGUUAAGGUCAUUGCCAGUGAGCUAGAUAUCGAAGACCCUAACACCAUAAUCAACUGGGAGCUCGAGCUAUUCGAUAUCCAGCCAGCACAGGUUGGCGGUCUGCACAAGGACCUCAUCUUCGCUGGCCGCAUUGACGAUAAGUUGUGCUGCUACAGUGCUCACCAGGCACUCCUAUCCUCCCCCGACAGCGCCUCCCCCGGAAUCGUCAAGAUGGUAGGAAUGUUCGACGAUGAGGAAAUUGGCAGUUUGCUUCGCGGCGGAGCCAAUUCCAACUUCAUGAGCAGCGUCAUGGAGCGAAUUGCCGAAACCUUCUCUCAUUCUUAUGGGCCCAAUGUGCUCUCCCAGACUGUCGCGAACAGCUUCCUAGUCUCAUCCGACGUCACCCACGCCGUGAACCCCAACUUCCUCAACGCCUACCUCGAGAAUCAUUCACCACGAUUGAACUAUGGUGUUGCCAUUUCCGCCGACCCAAAUGGCCACAUGACUACUGAGGGCGUCAGUACCGCCCUUUUCCAGCGGCUGGCCGAGAAGUGUGGAUGCAAGCUUCAGGUGUUCCAAAUUAGAAAUGACAGCCGCAGCGGUGGUACGAUUGGACCGAUGUCGAGCGCGCGAAUUGGUAUGAGGGCUAUUGAUGUUGGAAUCCCACAGCUGAGCAUGCACAGUAUCAGAGCUACGACUGGUAGCCUUGAUCCUGGCCUCGGCGUGCAGAUGUUCAAGGGUUUCUUCGAUUACUUCCAGGACGUCGACAAGGACUUUGAGAGCUUUUAG
This is a messenger RNA of Arthroderma uncinatum, 1548 nucleotides long. Its product is annotated as aspartyl aminopeptidase. Gene Ontology annotation, molecular function: metalloaminopeptidase activity; zinc ion binding. The transcript has a single exon. Gene Ontology annotation, cellular component: fungal-type vacuole. The record is from RefSeq and is a predicted model, not a curated record. Bases 1 to 1548 code for a protein of 515 amino acids. Gene Ontology annotation, biological process: proteolysis. NCBI's taxonomy places the organism in Eukaryota, Fungi, Ascomycota, Eurotiomycetes, Onygenales, Arthrodermataceae.